This is a messenger RNA of Caenorhabditis briggsae, 342 nucleotides long. Bases 1 to 342 code for a protein of 113 amino acids. Lineage: Eukaryota; Metazoa; Nematoda; Chromadorea; Rhabditida; Rhabditidae. The record is from RefSeq and is a predicted model, not a curated record. The transcript is spliced from 4 exons.
AUGGGUCGCACGCAGAACGGAAGAGGCUUCCUGGUAAAAAAUUCUUCCAAGUGCUCUGUGCUCAUUGUGGUGCUCAUGAUUAUGGGCUUGUUUCUGAGCCAGUCCGAUGCGAUUCCACGUCCUGGACCAGUCAUUGGUGUCAACACCGCGUGCACUUCUGAAUCCAUCCAAGCCUUCUGCAAACCAGGAAACCUCUACUGCGUCCGUUCGGCGUGCAGCCAAUGCAUCCUUCGCGACCCGUUCAACCCAUUUGCUUCAUUCUGCGCUCGUCUCACCGAAUGCGUGUGCUCCAUCUCCAACAACCCGCUCUGCGAGCAGAAAGUCGAGGAAACUUGCUAUUAA